Molecule: messenger RNA, 549 nt
Organism: Terrapene triunguis (Three-toed box turtle)
Lineage: Eukaryota; Metazoa; Chordata; Testudines; Emydidae
Product: E3 ubiquitin-protein ligase TRIM31-like
Exons: 2
Coding region: 1-549 (182 amino acids)
Molecular function (GO): zinc ion binding
Source: RefSeq, a predicted model, not a curated record
AUGGCCUCAGCGACUUCUGUAUGGGAAAUCCAAGAGGAAACCAAAUGUCCCAUCUGUCUGGAAUAUCUGACGGACCCAGUGACCAUAGACAGUGGGCACAACUUCUGCCGAGGCUGCAUCACUCAGUACUGUGAGACAUGGACAGAGGGGAACUAUGACCCUUUGUGCAGCCCUGCCUUCAGAGCCCGAAUCCAGAAAGAGGCUCUCUGGAAUAACUAUCAGCUAGAAAAUAUAGUGGAAAAAAUCAAACAACUGCAUUUCAAAGAUGGAAAAGAGAAUCUGUGUGAGAGACACAGCAAAGCCCUGGAUCUGUUCUGUGAAGAGGACGGGGAAGUCGUGUGUGUGGUUUGUGAGAGAUUCCCAAAGCACAGAUCUCACCCGGUGCUUCUCAUGAAGGAGGCUGCCCAGAAAUACAAGGGAAAGUGCUACUGCCAGGGGGAGCGCUACUUUCUUGCUGCUUGGUGUCCCCACCACAUGCUUCUCGAGAAAUCUGGGGGGCACGUGACGCUGCAUGCCUCCAUCACACGUCGCUUCUUUAGCCUUGGGUAG